This is a messenger RNA of Glarea lozoyensis ATCC 20868, 2976 nucleotides long. RefSeq names its product Actin-like ATPase. The record is from RefSeq and is a predicted model, not a curated record. NCBI's taxonomy places the organism in Eukaryota, Fungi, Ascomycota, Leotiomycetes, Helotiales, Helotiaceae. The transcript is spliced from 6 exons. Bases 1 to 2976 code for a protein of 991 amino acids. Gene Ontology annotation, biological process: glutathione metabolic process. Gene Ontology annotation, molecular function: 5-oxoprolinase (ATP-hydrolyzing) activity. Gene Ontology annotation, cellular component: cytosol.
AUGACGCAGCGUAAUCUCCGGAUUGGUAUCGAUGUUGGCGGAACAAACACAGAUGGAGUCAUUCUUGACCCAACCCGCUCUUCGGAGCCAGAUCGAGGAAUCAUCGCCUGGCACAAAGCAUCUACAACAGCGAACCCCUCUUUAGGAAUCAACAAUGCGCUCACAGCGAUGUUCAAUUCAUCCCAAAUCGACCCGAAAGAAGUAGCGAGUGUUACAAUUGGAACUACGCACUUCAUCAAUGCUGUUGUUGAACAAGACGAAGCGAGACUUGCCAAGGUCGCCGUCGUGAGGUUAUGUGGACCGUUCUCUCGUGGUGUACCACCUUGUGUGGACUGGCCUAAGAAGCUCAGAGAGUUGCUAUGUGCAUACUUCUGUUUCGUUGAUGGAGGACUGGAAGUUGAUGGCAGUCUGAUUUCUGAGAUAAAUGAGGAGCAGAUCAGAAAAGAAGCUGAGGUCAUUAAGGAAAAGGGGAUUAGAAGUGUGGUGGUGAAUGGGGUUUUCAGUCCCGUUGAUGUGCUUUAUCAACAAGAAGAGAAGGCUGCUGCUAUCAUCAAGCAAGUGAUACCAGAGGCGGAUGUUGUCGUCUCGAAAGAUGUGGCAAACCUUGGGUUCUUGGAAAGAGAAAACGCUGCAAUCUUGAAUGCUUCAAUCCUUCCUUUUGCAAGGAAGACAAUUGAUUCAUUUCAGAGUGCAAUAUCUCGCCUCAGUCUUCAAUGUCCAGUGUUCAUCACCCAGAAUGAUGGCACUAUCCUACUUGCUUCGGCGGCAUCCAAACUUCCCAUUCGGACUUUCUCGAGUGGACCGACCAACAGUAUGAGAGGAGCUGCUUUUCUAACACAGAAUGAAAUCAAAGAAGCUAUGAUGGUUGUGGAUAUUGGCGGUACAACCACAGACGUUGGGCUUCUUCUGGCAAACGGUUUCCCACGCCAGGCUGCAGCUUUUAGUGAGGUUUCUGGUGUGAGAACGAACUUCUCCUACCCUGAUGUGAGAAGCAUUGGACUUGGAGGGGGCUCCAUAGUUAGACCUCGAGCUGACGGGUCGUUGACCAUCGGUCCCGAUAGCGUUGGCUAUCAGCUACCUGAGAAAGCAGUUGUUUUUGGGGGUCAAGUGCACACGGCAACCGAUUAUACAGUCUUGGGAAACGAAAAGUUGGAGAUUGGAGACAGAUCACUUGUUGUUAAAGCUGGGCUGGAAAAGAAUUUUUCUGGCUUCCAAGCAGUGGUCAAAAAGAUGCUUGAGCGAGCUAUCGAUACCAUGAAAACUUCGGCAGACGACAUUCCUGUGCUUCUAGUUGGAGGAGGUGCAGUGAUAGCACCGAAUGAACUGACUGGGGCGAGUAAGGUUGUGAAGCCAGAGUUCUCAGGCGUUGCAAAUGCUAUCGGAGCUGCUACAGCUCGAGUAAGUGGUGUUGUCGACACGGUGGAAAGUACAGAGUCAAAGUCCGCAUCCCAUGUGAUGGAAGAGGUUUCUAAGCGAGCUAUAAAGAAAGCUGUGGAUAAUGGAGCAAAAGCAGACACCGUACAGGUUGUGGAGAUGGAUCAUUUGCCAUUACAGUACAUCGCAAACAAGUCAAGAUUUAUCAUCAAAGCCGUUGGAGACUUUGACUUCUCGAGAAAUGUUCGAGAUCAAUCAACAAUUCCACCAUCUUCAGAAGCUGCCAUUGACGAUAUGGAAGAGUAUCAAAAAAAGUCUUCCGAAAGUAAACAGAAUAAUAUUUCCAACGAUGAGUCUAGCAACCUUCCCGAUUUUGACAUUCAGACAUAUAAGCCCAAAUUCGAAGGUCGAGAAUGGAUUAUCUCAGAUACAGAUCUACAGUGGAUAACCAUCGGCUGCUACAUACUUGGUACUGGUGGUGGCGGCUCACCUUAUCAGUACAUGCUUCGAUUACGCGAGCUCAUGAGAAAGGGAAGUGUUGUCCGGGUCAUAUCUCCAGACGAUUUAAAAGAUGAGGACUUGGUAGCCUGUGGCGGUGGCAAAGGAUCACCCACUGUAGGGAGUGAGAAGCUGGCUGGUGAUGAAAUGAUGGAAGCUCAGACUGAGUUAUACAAGUAUAUGGGAGUAAAACCCGACGCCGUAAUUGCACUAGAGAUUGGAGGCGGCAAUGGACUUCAAGGUUUGAUAUUAGGAGGCUCAUCAAACAUGAAUAUUCCAUGUGUUGAUGGAGACUGGAUGGGCAGAGCAUAUCCCGUGGCAUGGCAGACAACACCUGUGGUGUUCGAAACGAAACCAGUGUUCUUGCCUUCAACAAUUUGUGAUGGAAAUGGCAACGUAAUGUUCAUGACAAAAGCACGAUCCGAAUUAAUGGUCGAGCGGGCCUUCCGUGCCGCUCUCAGUCAAAUGGGCUCACAUGUUGGAUGCGCAAAGGGUCCAAUAACUGGAGCUAAUACCAAAUCAUGGGUUGUCGAACAUACGAUAUCGCUCUCCUGGCGCAUAGGUCGUGCCGUAGCGCUCUCUCGAAGUCUGAACAGUAUAGAUACAGUAGCCGAGUCUAUCAUCAAUGAGGUUGGUGGUGAAGAAUCAGCUAAAGUGUUAUGGAAAGGAAAGAUUACUGGUGUUGAAAGGACUCUGAGAAUGGGUCAUGUGUACGGGGAGGUCAUUAUUGAAAACGUGGAUAUGACGGGAACUGGAGAUCCAGGUGAUAUUGCAACGGGUAAGAAACUGAAGAUCCCGUUCAAAAAUGAGAACAUUCUUACCAUCGAGGUAAGCGAGGAUGGACAUGAGGAAAUUAUUGCCUCCGUGCCAGAUCUCAUUUGUGUAAUUGAUGCUCAGAAUGGCGAAGCUAUUGGCACUCCUGAGUAUCGCUACGGGCUUCUUGUAAUCGUACUUGGUAUUACAGCUUCGGAAAAGUGGACAAGCACCGCUCGGGGUUUAGAAAUUGGUGGACCGAAAGGAUUUGGUAUGGAUGAUGUGGUCUAUAAGCCCAUUGGUGUGUUCAAGAAGCCGAUAAGUGUUAUUGACGAGUAUGCGCCGAAAUGA